CGAGGUAACAGUGUGUAUCUUCUUGAAAUGUGUAUAAGUGAUCCUGAUUAACUGUGUUAUAAUGUUACAAGUUAAUUUUAAAAAAGAAAACGUUUUAUUUGUUCCUUUUUGUUUCAUGUUGAAGACUUUUAAUUGUAUUUUACUUUAUACACUGUAAAUGAAUAAAUCUAUUAUUUAUUAAUCAUAUAAUUUUAACAAUUGGUUAAUUUUGUAACAAUUUAUUAAAAUUUAUUGUAAAUAGAGAGAUAAUAAAGUUUUCUAAAUUGCAACUCACGAGUACUACUGAUUUCUUUUUUUUAUGUAUUAAACUAAGCAUAGAAAAUGGAUGCAGGUUACUUGGAAAGAAGGAAAAUUUGAAUUUUGACGUUUGUCAAGUAGCAAAAAAGGAAAUUUCUGCAAAAAGCUUUUAAAAAAUGUUUCAUAGGUUAGAAAAAUGUUAAUUACAAAGUUUUCGACAUUACCGACAUUUACCACAUUUCUUACAUAUUUUCUACACUGCAUAUAAAUAGAUAUUAUUUAUUAUUCCUAUGUCCUGUCCACGAACACAUAAUUAAAUUAUUAAAUUAUUAUUUAUUACUUCAAUGUCCGUAACACUUCUUAAAUAACUAUUGUUCAUAGGUUGAAAAUAUACUAAAUAUAAAAUGGCGAGCUAGUAUUUCAUAUGAUUAUUUUAAUAUCAUUUUUAAACUGAGUGUAGGAAGAUCUGUUUUAAUUUAAUCAAACAAAAUAAUUUAUUUACCCACUAUAAAGUUUUCCAAUUAAUGUGCCAUGAAUUCAUUCAAUCCAACGAUUGAAUCUAUUCAAAACUCUUCUACCCUGCCUAUUAAUGAGGAACAUAAUUGCACUGCUAUUAAUGAGACCACCGGGGAAGUUUGCGGUGAAACCGAAAGUCUGAAAAUUAUUAAUGAAUUUCAGAAAUUAUACGAGACUCGGAUUCAAAAUGUCGAUCACGAGCUUGAAAAUGAAUUUGAUCAAGUUUGCAUGAAAUUAGAAAUAUCCAAAGAAUGGAUUAAAAAUUUAAGAGAACAAAAUGUUAUGUUGGUGCGAGUAGUGGAAGAUUUAGAAGAGAUUGCUUGCAACAGAGUUCAAUUACUAGAACAAAAAUUAAAACAGUCAUCAAUGAUAGUUUCUGAAAAUAUGUCAAAAUCAAAUCAUACGGAAAAGAAUAUACAUACACUUUCGAAUCGUAUCAAUAAUUUAGAAAAAGAUGAAGAAUAUAUGAGGCAAAAAAUUGAAUUUCUUCAGAGUGAUAUCAGAGGGUUAUUGGAAUUAAUACGACGAGCUGUACAAGAAAAUAAUUGGAACUUGGAUGACAUCAAAUUUUUGGAAAUACAACCCAGUGACAUUCCUGCUCCUGUUAAUUGUACCUGUGACCAGGAAGAGAUAAGUUACAAAAAGAUGCAAUCUUUGAAAUUACAAAUUGAACGUCUGCAAGAAAAGGAAAAUAAAAUGGCUGGAUAUCAAAAAGAAUUAGAGAACAAGUUAAUCGAUCUAAACACAAAAUUACAAGCUAAGGAAGAUGUUAUAAAAAAAUACGUUUCCCAGUUUCAAAACUUCAGUGAUAAUCUUAAAAGGCAAGCUAAGUUUGAAGAUGAAAUUGCGUGCAGUAGCGAUCGACAAACGUUUGAUGAAACAUGUGCAGCACCAAGUGUCUCUGUGGAUAUGAAGACAUUUCAACAGGAUACCAAAAUGUUAAACAACCCUAUAAAUCAGCAGAAUCAAAUAAUAUCAUAUUUGACAAAAGUAAAACUGUUAAUGGAGCAGGAAAAGGAUGAUCUGCUUAACUUAAAAAUGGAAUUAGAGAAAACUAUAGAAAAAUUAUGCUGUGGCAAAGAUGAAGAUUAUGAAUGCGAUGCGAGUAACAUAAUGCAUAAACUGACAAAAGGUAUUGAAUAUAUAAAUAAAAUGUAUUCAAGAAAGGAGGAGUCAGUUGCAGUUAUUAAAUCACUUUCGUGCGUAGACAUUAAUGGACAGUUUAAGUUAAUGGAUGUACUUAGGGCGUGUGCUAUCGAGGCCCAAGUUACUAUGGAAAACAUUAAAGAUGAAAUGAACGUGAUUGUUUCUACGUUUAAAUUUAGACAUCAAAAGUACGUUGAUUUAAACAAAGAGGUUCUAGAUGUACAAAAUCAACUAAUAAGGAGUGAAGAAAAAAUAUCAGAAACAAUUAACAAAUUGCAAUUACAAGAAAAAGAGAGGGCAAGACGUAACGAAAGAAUUACUUCAGGAAGAAUGAAAUUGAAGGACAUGAAAAAUGAAAUAAAUCAUGCUCAGUCUCGGUUCUUGGUUCACAUUAAUGAAAUAGAAGAUAAUGUAUCGGAAAACAUAUCCGGGUAUACAGAAAUGUGUAUUUGUAAUGAGUUACUUCAUUCGGUAAUCGAAGAAAUAGAAGGAACAUCAAAUAAUUUACAAGUAUAUCAAGAUCAAUGCUGUGUCUCGUCAGAUCUAGAAGAACUGAGGAACCAGUUUUAUAAAGUUAAUUCUUCCAUAGAGAAAUUACAAGAAAAAACAGAUGAAGCAUUAUCAGAACAUAACAUAGUGGAAACAACUCUUUUGCAAAAAGAACAAAAAUUGGAACAAUUAGAAAAAGAAGUAGAUAGAAUUCAUUCAAAAAUACAAAACUUAUUGGAAAGGUUUCUUUCUCCAAACGAACAGGUAUCUGAUGGUAAUGUUAUCGAGCCUCAGUUAUAUACACAGACUUUAAAUGAAAUACUGCAAACCAAACAAAAUUUAUAUAAAUUAAGAAAAGAGCAUGACGAGUUAAAGUCUAAAAUUUCUCAGAAAACAGCUUAUCAAGAGUGCAAUGAGAAAACAUGUUUAUGGAAAUCUAGAGUAACCGAUUUACAAGAUCAAGUUAAAAUAUUACAGCAUGAGGCAAAGUGCAAUGUAGAAACAAACAAUUUUUUAAGAAAUAGUAUUGAAUCAAUGGAAGAAGAACGUCGUAUAGCGCGAGUAAAGUCAGAAAAUUUUCAACGAUCUCACUCCAUUGACAACAUGGAACUAAAAAAACAAAUUAUAGAAUUAGAAAAUACUCUCAAAUUGCAAAAAGAAAUUGAAGUUACUCUUCGACAACAGCUUAGUGAUAACGAAAUUGAAUUUAAAAAAUCUAAAGAACUACUAAAUUGUUGUCAUUUUGAACAUAAUAGCGAGGAAACAUUGAUCCGCUGUGGAUGUUACCAAUUUAAGCACGAUACAAUGAUUGUACCUCAAUUAUUCAAAACGCUCCAAAACACCAUGAAAUCUACAAAAUGUGGUCUUCAAGAACUUAAAGCAGAAUUGAAAAAAUUGAUUUAUGAAGAUUUAUCGAACAUCGGUUCCUCUGCAAAAUCAGUAAUGAAUAUAAUAGACAAAUUAGAGAAGUAUGAAGAUGAGUUAGAUAAUUGUUCUCAAGAAAUUGACAAACUAAAAAAUACUUUAUAUUCUAAAGAUAAACUUCUGGAGAAUAUGGAUGAAAUAAUUAGAAUUCAGAAGGAUUCGAUUGUGAUGACGCAAGCUGAAUUGAAAGAACUUCAACAGAAGCUGCAGAAAAAGAUCGAUAAUCAGGAUCAAAUAAUAUCUCAAUACGAAAAGGAAAAAAAAGAAUUAAUUAAACAGAAUGAACUUCAGGUUCAAACAAUUGGUCAUUUACAAAAUGCUGUAGUAGAAGCUAAGAAAUGUAUAGAUCAAAUGGGACAUAAAACUAUGAGUGACCUUCAAGAAAAGAGUGAAAUCAUCCAUUCGCUGACAGUGUACAUUGAAGAAGCACAAAGUCAGUAUAAUGAAUGCUUUUCGGAGGCUGCUAAGCAAGAUACGUUGUUGGAUUUACAAAGAGACGAGAUUCGUAAUCUACAAGAAAAAAUUAGUUCCAGAAAAAUUGAUAAUUGUUUAACAAUUAUUGAAUAUUACUCAAUUUUGAAAACAGUACAGGAGCAAUUGGAGGGCCGUGUUAACGAUAUGCAACUUCUAAAAGACAAGGUAAAAAAUUUCUCUUUGCUUAUCAUUGCAAAACAUUAUAUUCUUUUGUUGCAGAUUGAUACUUUGCACAAGUCAAAAUGUUAUUUGCAAACUACAUGUAUAAAUAUGAAAAAGUUGUGGCAAGAAGCAGAAGGAAAAUUGCAAGAAUUAAAAAGAGAAGUAUUGAAACCAGAACAAACAGUCAAGUGCACUGAAGAUAAAGAAAGUCAGUGUAAAGUUGAAGUUGCAGAUAAAGAGUGCGCGAUCGAAGAUACUAAUAAUUUUUAUAGCCCGUUAUGCGGUGCUAAAGAUUCUUCCUACGAACAUGAAUUACAAUCAGAAAUCAAUAUCUUAAUGAGAGAGAAUGAAGAUAUGAAAAAGCAAUUGCAAAAAUAUAAAUUAGAUUUUGACAUAAUUGAAAAGGAACUGAAAAUAGAAAGGGAGAAUGACACUUAUACCCAGCAAAUUUUAUUCGAAUUACAGAAAUUAAGAGAUACAGGAUGUUGCUUACAGUAUGAAAACGAACAACUUAAAGCCGAAUUAAAGAAACAAACGAACAAAACAGAGGAUUUGGUGGAGAAGUUGCAGUAUAUUAAAGAAAAUGACGUGAAAUUUGGAAAAUUGUUGAAAAAAUUAGAUGAUAAACAGAUGCAGAUUAACAAUUUAUAUGGUCAAAUAACGAACAACGAAAUUACCAUAAAGAAGCAAGCAGAAACUAUUGAAGAGCUAAAAAAGAAAUUGAAUACAAAGAAUCAACAAAUCGAAGGAUAUUUAUCCGAAUUAAAUGAAACAGAAGAGGAGAUGACAAUUUUACAUAACCAGAUACAAUCAUUGAAAAACAUGUUAAAUGAAAAAUCAAACGAUAUGGCUAAAUUGCAAGCGGAUAAUAAAAUGUUAAAGAAUGAUAAUUCUAUAUUAAGAAUGGAAAACAGCACUUUUGAGAAUAAAUCAAAAGAAGAUAUUUAUCAGUUGCAAGUGAUGUUGAACAAGGUACAAACGCAGUUACGUUUUACCGAAAACAAUUACCACUGCGUUACAGAAGAUUUUAAUAAAACGCAAGAGCAAUUAAUUAAAAUGACAAAACGUGAAGCAGAUUUACAAGAAUGUUUAACAAAUAUGGAAAAGGAGUAUUGUUUAAAGCUAUCAAAUAUCGAGGAAGAAAAAGCUAAACUUGGAGACUGUUUAGAUAAACUUAGAGAUGAAUUAGAAGAGAUUCAAAGAAAUUAUUCAUCAAAAAGUGGGGAACAUUGCAAACUCCAAGAUAUUUGCAAAUCUUAUGCAGAACAAUUAGACAUUUUACAGCAGCAGAUCGACAAAGAACGUGAAAAGGUUAAAAAAAUGGAAGAGUCAAAUCGGUGCAUGGCGCAACAAUUGCAAGAAUACAGAGAACAGAAUUGUAUUCUUCUUCAAGAUAAAGCACUGGCAGAACAAAAUAAUUGCAAAGUUAUUUCGGAGCUACAAGAGACUCAUAAAUGUUUAUUGGAACUGAAAAGAGAAUGUCAAUUAAAAAAUAAAUCUCUAGCUUGUAUAUCUGCAGAACUGACAGAGACAGCCAUAAGUAGAUCAGAACUUUGCAAUCAGUCGCAAUACGUUGUUUCUUGCAUUCGUGUUUGGAUGGAGGAGCAACGGGAAUAUAUGAACAAACUUAACUUGUCACUGAAGUCUCAACAACAGGAGUUAUUACAGCUUGAAUUUGAGAAAAAGGGUUUGUUGGAAGAAGGAAAAAAAUUAAGACGUAUAAAUCACUUACUGACUCAAAAAUUGAAAAAGAUACAUAGAUACGGGAGUAAAAAUGUUAAAAAUGUCUGCGUAGAGUGCCAAAUACUGCCGCCAACUGUUGAUAUACACCUUCCUAUGUACUCUAAACACUCAUCUCCGCAAAAGAAACUAAGUCUUACGAAAACAGCCCGCCGUAUUUCGGCAGGUGGAAAUGCUUGGUGGUAUCCUAAAAUGCAAUAUUUAAUAAACGAGCUAAGAAAAAGCAAGUUGAAAUAUAAUGAAAACUGUUAUAAUGGAACGAAUGCUGAUGUAGGAUUAGAAGAAAGUCGAGACUGCGGUUAUCAAUCAUCUACUAGUAAAUGAAAACGUUAUAAAACGUAAUUGCUGAAAAAAACAAUGACCUUUUAUAAUGAAAGUUCUGACAACUUGAUCACUAACUCGUCAGAUUUUUUUUUUAUACUUACAUAAAUGAAAAACGCGGUUUUUAAGUAUAAAUAUAUAUUUACUUUAAAUUUGGUUAAUCAUCUUGGUUUGAACUUGUCUGAUUAUUUAAGUUCAUAGAAAAACAAUAAUAUGUGUGACAUAGAAUAUGAAUUAAUACAAGAUUUUCCAUAUACAUUUCAUGAAAUGCUUUAAAUAGAAGUUUGCAUUCAGCCACAGUAAAUAUCUCCAUACUUUUUGGAGGAUCCUAAAAAUUAGACAUUAUCAGAUAUUAAAGAUUUGCUUUAAAUCAUUGGCGUAACUAGAUAGGGGCCAGGGUGGUCCUGGCACCCUCCAAUUUAGAAAUUUAGGAAGUUUUAGGCCCACCCCAUCCAAAAAUUCUAGUUACGCGAAUGCUUUAAAUAUAAAUGCAUUUAUCAGUAUCAAUAUAAAUACUUUGUAAAUUUCAAUGCAUUGAUACAAAUUAUAUGUAACAACUAAAAAAGAAAAUUUUGAGUAAAUAACCGCAGUUAGAAAUUUGAUAUCUAAUUCUAAAUGCGGAAUCUUUUUAGCACUUUUUAUACAAGACUUCUUAAAUUAUUCUACUUUUUUUUUGCAAUACUUUUCAUAAAUAUUUAUUAUUGUCCUUAUCAAAUUUUAAUGAAUGUAAGAAGCA
This is a messenger RNA of Osmia bicornis bicornis, 6745 nucleotides long. RefSeq lists its product as uncharacterized. The transcript has 37 exons. The record is from RefSeq and is a predicted model, not a curated record. The coding region runs from base 769 to 6012 and encodes 1747 amino acids. NCBI's taxonomy places the organism in Eukaryota, Metazoa, Arthropoda, Insecta, Hymenoptera, Megachilidae.